Laetiporus sulphureus 93-53 is the source of this 1521-nucleotide messenger RNA. RefSeq lists its product as uncharacterized. The record is from RefSeq and is a predicted model, not a curated record. The coding region runs from base 69 to 1334 and encodes 421 amino acids. NCBI's taxonomy places the organism in Eukaryota, Fungi, Basidiomycota, Agaricomycetes, Polyporales, Laetiporaceae. The transcript has 4 exons.
CUUAUUUCGUACGUACUGCUGAGCUCUGCCACAGGGCAGCCCUGUGAGUUUCUCUGAAGGACUCCAAGAUGAGUGUUGAGGCUCUUCAGGAAGGCGAUUUAUCCUCUGUCAAACCUCUCUUCACGGACAGGAUCAUACAUAUCGAACUUAUCACGGAUGUGGUAUUCUCGUAUUGUUCACCCGCAACGCUUCUCCGCAUCGCCAGAACAUGUCGUGCCGCACACAGCGCCAUCCAUGCCUACAUCCGUUCCACGUUCAGGAUCGACCGUCUCCUGUCACGCUUCUUCCAAAACCCGUUAUCCUUUCGCUCCCUGCAGGCUCGCACAGGAACCUUGAUAUCCGGCUCCGUCGCUCUGCAGUUCUUUGACGGAACCUCGUUCCCUGCCUCGGACCUUGAUCUGUACGUGUUCAUGCAACACUGCGGAGAAGUCGGCCUAUGGCUGCUGGCUGAAGGGUACAGCUAUGUGCAAGGGCACUCGGCUCACGCUGAUUUUGAGUCGGCAUUGGGAGACGCGAAUGACGCUCCGGUCGAGGUAUACAACAUCCCCGGCGUCGCUCGCGUGUUCACGUUCGCGAAGACGCCGCCAGACGGAAAGGAGCUGAAGGUCCAGCUCAUCAUGGCCAUUAACGUUCCGAUGGCGGUGGUCUUGGGUUUCCACUCCACUUGCGUCAUGAACGUCAUCACAUACGAAAAGGCAUACUGCCUCUUCCCUAAGGCGACGCUCGAGCAGCACCGCACCCUCGCGAGCUACUCCUGCCUCGGGCGGAACCCGCGACGCCAUCAUGGGCUCUUGAAGUAUGUCGAGCGCGGAUUCAAAAUCGUCGUCUCCCUCCCGUUGCAAGAGCUCUACCUCCAAAACCCCUCAUGGAGCCUCGGCAUGCGCCGCAUGGACGACGGCAGGAGUUGGGUCAUCCCGCUCGACACGGAGGGCAUCGACAGGCGUACGCGGCCCAACGCGAGCACGCGGGCACUCACGCACGACCCUGCGGCGGUGACGACCUGGUUCGUGAAUGCGCGUGGAGAUUAUAACGGUGGGACGUUCUCGGUGACGAUGGAGUUUGACGUGAUUGGGUCGCCGCAUCUCGAGUAUAAGUAUGUUCUCGCUAUGUCAGACCCUGAUUGGGAGACGCGGUACCUCACCCAGAAGAUGAGGGAGAGGAUCGACAGGAACCGUCGCCAGCUGGGGUUGCUGUAUGGUUCUGUUGGUCAGACAUACUUCGACGGGGAACUUCCGGAGUUCCUCAAUACCAUGCGCGCGUUCUUGAAUGAGCGGAAUCAUUCGGACGACAUGUCGGAUUUGCGUUUCAUGUUUGAGAGGCUGUCCUCGGUUUGAUAUGUUGUAUAGUUUCUUUCACUGUUAGCAGAGUGUACAUAAACCUCUUUGUAUGGCCUUUUCUUGAUGGACUGGUAGUUGUCAAAUGUAGCCGUAUAGGGUAUUUCGUGCUUAUGAGAGCGCAACGUUGGUGAAUCUGUAGAAUUACAUGUAACAAAUCAGCUAGUCCGACAUACAAUAUAACAAU